Molecule: messenger RNA, 1725 nt
Organism: Knipowitschia caucasica
Lineage: Eukaryota; Metazoa; Chordata; Actinopteri; Gobiiformes; Gobiidae
Source: the annotation of a GenBank genome assembly
AUGGUUCGUGGGACUCCUGAGGCAGCUGUCCAGUACCGGCAGGCCAAACGUGCCGCGGCCCGGGCUGUUGCAGAGGCAAAAACCCGGGACUGGGAGGAGUUCGGAGAGUCCAUGGAGCAUGACUAUCGGUCGGCCUCGAAGAGGUUCUGGCAAACCGUCCGGCGCCUCAGGAGGGGAAAGCAGUUCUUUGCCAACACCGUGUAUGGUGCGGGUGGAGGGCUGCUGACCUCGACUGGGGAUAUUGUCGGGCGGUGGAAAGAAUACUUCGAGGUUCUCCUCAAUCCCCCCGCCACGUCCUCCGUCCAGGAGGCAGAGGCUGAGGAUGUUGGGGCGGACACUUCUAUCUCCCUGGCCGAGGUCACCAAGGUGGUUGGCAGCCUCCAUGGUGGCAAGGCGCCGGGAGUGGAUGAGAUCCGUCCUGACUAUCUAAAGUCUCUGGAUGUUGUAGGACUGUCUUGGCUGACACGUCUCUGCAGCAUCGCGUGGCGAUCGGGGGCGGUGCCAAUGGAGUGGCAGACCGGGGUGGUGGUCCCUCUCUACAAGAAGGGGGACCGGAGGUUGUGUUCCAAUUAUCGUGGGAUCACACUCCUCAGCCUCCCCGGAGGAGCAGUGUGGUUUUCGUCCCGGUCGCGGAACACUGGACCAGCUCUCCAUCGGAUACUCGAGGGUUCAUGGGAGUUCGCCCAACCUGUCCACAUGUGCUUUGUGGAUUUGGAGAAGGCGUUCGACCGUGUUCCCCGGGGUGUCCUUUGGGGGGUCCUCCGGGAGUACGGGGUCCGGGGUCCUCUGCUGAGGGCCGUCCGGUCCCUGUAUGACCGGAGUCAGAGCUGUGUUCGCAUUGCCGGCAGUAAGUCAGACCUGUUCCCGGUGCAUGUUGGCCUCCGCCAAGGCUGCCCUUUGUCACCGGUUCUGUUCACUGUAUUUAUGGACAGAAUUUCUAGGCGCAGCCAGGGGCCGGAGGGGGUCCGGUUCGGGAACCACAGGAUUUCAUCUCUACUUUUUGCGGAUGAUGUCGUCCUGCUGGCUCCAACGAACCAGGACCUGCAGCAUGCACUGGGACGGUUUGCAGCCGAGUGUGAAGCGGCUGGGAUGAGAAUCAGCACCUCCAAAUCCGAGGCCAUGGUGCUCGACCGGAAAAAGGUGCCUUGCCCUCUUCAGGUGGGUGGAGAGGUCCUUCCUCAAGUGGAGGAGUUCAAGUAUCUCGGGGUCUUGUUCACGAGUGAGGGAAGGAUGGAGCGUGAGAUUGACAGGCGGAUCGGUGCAGCGUGCGCAGUGAUGCGGUCUCUGUAUCGGACCGUUGUGGUAAAGAGGGAGCUGAGCCGAAAGGCGAAGCUCUCGAUUUACCGGUCAAUCUUCGUUCCCUCCCUCACCUAUGGUCAUGAGCUAGUGGCUGGGCGCUCCCUUAGAGAUAGGGUGAGGAGCUCAGUCACACGGGAGGAGCUCGGAGUAGAGCCGCUGCUUCUCCACGUCGAGAGGAACCAGUUGAGGUGGCUCGGGCAUCUGUUCAGGAUGCCUCCUGGACGCCUUCCUGGGGAGGUGUUCCGGGCACGUCCCACCGGGAGGAGGCCCCGGGGAAGACCCAGGACACGCUGGAGAGACUAUGUCUCUCAGCUGGCCUGGGAACGCCUUGGGGUCCCCCCGGACGAGCUGGAGGAAGUGUGUGUGGAUAGGGAAGUCUGGGCGUCUCUGCUUAGACUGCUGCCCCCGCGACCCGGCAACGGAUAA